Molecule: messenger RNA, 3013 nt
Organism: Syngnathoides biaculeatus (alligator pipefish)
Lineage: Eukaryota; Metazoa; Chordata; Actinopteri; Syngnathiformes; Syngnathidae
Gene: gcnt7
Product: glucosaminyl (N-acetyl) transferase family member 7
Exons: 5
Coding region: 1642-2949 (435 amino acids)
Cellular component (GO): membrane
Molecular function (GO): acetylglucosaminyltransferase activity
Source: RefSeq, a predicted model, not a curated record
CCGCACACUGAGAAUACAUCUUGAAAAAGAAAAAGUCCUCCGUGAAAUGUACGAUUACUUUAAUUUCACUAAAAACAUGUCCACGAGGCACGGUGCUUUGAGUUUCGACUAGCAAAUAAGUCCGCCAUGAGUACAUCAAAAUGUCUCAAUAAAUUAGAAUAACGUGGGUGACUUCAUUGAAUUGCAGCAUUGUAAUUAUGAAAGUGAACAUGAUUUAUCCAACACACAAAAACACUUCCAUAUGAAAAUAUUUUUGAUUGCUUCUUCUGCAACAUUCUAAUUUCUCAAGAAGGUAAAAUGUGCUUUUCUUUCAAGUAAUGUGCUAAAAUAAAAAUAAAAAUAAAUUGAAAAGUUUACUCUUUGUCGUCAAUAUAUGAGUUUUUAAAUUAGACUACAGAUAAACAUGAGAUUUUCAAUUUAUUGGGAUGCAUCUAUACUCUCAACAAUCCCAUCCAAUCAUUCAUUUGUUCACAAACCCUCUUUAUAACUAUACUCAAGAUGUAUCUAAUCCGGACUCUCUAAUCACUUUAACAUUUCCCAUAUCGUUUGCAGUUUUAAUUGAUGUUUAAUGUUCUGAUAUUUGAUUGUAUUGCUUAAUCUCAUUUUAAAGAUGUGUGUAUGGUGACAUUGUGCGGCUCGAAAGGUACCUAUAAAUAAAAUGAAUCAUUAUUAUUGAAUUACAGCACCAGAUGUCCUGCGGUCAGCCAUACUGCACCGGGAUGUGUCGUGCCUAGAACGGGAGCAGGAUUCAUUAUAACGCAACAUGGGGAGCCCGCUAACCUGACUUCAUAUUUACAGUUAUGGUCAAAAUAUGCACUACCGUAAUUUCUCAAAAAUAAGUUAAUAGAGCGCAUUAUAUUUAGGUAUGGAUGAAAAAUUGAAAAAAUAAAAAAACGCAUACAUAUACUUUUCAAUAUGAUAAUUGAUGUCUUAUGUUACACAUUUAUAUAUAUUAUGGUAAUGUGCGCCCCCAACCUGAACUCUACGACCUCCUCGGGUGAGUUUGCAUUUUACGAUCGUUAGCGUAGCACGUUGGUUGCUACUGCACCAAAGAUCAGGAACGACUGCCCGGGAGUUUGUUUCAACUCAAACUAAGACAAAAAAAUGUCGACUACAACGGCUAGUUGUGCAGCUGCUUUUAAAAGAAACGUGUCAUCACUCGGGCCGAUGAUGCCGGGAAAACGGAAGUAGCACGGCUGUCCGAAACCAUGGUAAGUCAAUGACUUCAGCUGGGUAUCCAAAGAACGCGAGAUCAAACUACGUAGUACGAGCAACAAGGACACAUAAAAAAAGGAGCGCGCACACAAUUGAAAUGCCCGCUUUUUUUUUUUUUUUAAUGUGCCAAUUCCGCUCAUCUCUAGUAGUUUGAGCUCACUUUGUUUUUGAUAGCCACCUGACACUAGAGUGAAAGCUGUGCAACCCAAACUCUUUGGAUUAAAGAAAUGUAUCCUCAUAAACGCCAUGGACGGAACAGAGGAUGACAUGCAGUGGUAGCAAGAUGGAAUGUUUAUGAUGCAAUGCAAAAGGCACCGUACCAAAACUGUACCAAGUCGUCAAUGACGAGUUCCACAGCGAUGCACCAAAGGUAGCUAAUAUGGAUCUUUUUCAGACUGGAGUUUCUGUGGCAGCAACGCGAUCAGUAUGACAGCCAGGAGGUCGCUUAUGUGCAGGUUUAGGGUGAUCCUGUGCACCUUCCUAGUGUGCCUUGGGAUGAGCAUCACAGUCGUUUUAGUUAUUUACUUGACGGGAACUACGCCGACUAAGCCCCGAGUGCCGGUGCCUCUAUCGUGCCGCCCCUUCUCCGCCCACUGCCGAGCUUUUCUUCCCGUCACUGACGGACAGACGGAAUGGCACCGGCGUGACUGUCAGAUCGAAGGAUACAUUACGAACACCAACCUUCAGUGCUCUAAUUUGAUGAGAGACCUUCACUUCAUCACGAGACCUCUGAGCCGCGAGGAGGAGGACUACCCGUUGGCAUUCAUCCUGACCGUACACAAAGAGCUGGAGCUUUUAGUGCGGCUACUGCGGGCGAUUUAUGCGCCGCAAAAUGUCUACUGCAUCCACGUGGAUGCCAAGGCUCCACAGGAGUACCAAACAGCUGUGCAGAAGCUGGUGGGCUGCUUUAAAAACGUCUUCCUCUCCAGCCGCAGCGAGAGAGUCACGUAUGCCGGCUUCUCGCGCCUUAAGGCGGACUUGAACUGCAUGACCGAUUUGGCCGGGUCCGAAGUCGGCUGGAGGAAGGUGGUCAAUCUGUGCGGGCAGGACUUCCCCCUCAAGAGCAACCUGGAGCUGGUGCGGUACUUGCAGAGCAAAGAGUGGCGGGACAAGAAUAUGACGCCGGGGAUCAAGCAGCCGCCACAUAUAAGGAGGCGGACGAAGUAUCGAUACAGGGAGAUCGCCGGUUUACCCGUAGCUCUCGUCGGGUUGGGAAUGAAGAAAGACCCACCUCCUCACAACCUGCAAAUAUAUUUUGGGUCAGCCUACUACGCGCUGACAAGAGGCUUUGUCGACUUUGUUCUCGAGAGCCGCAAAGCCCGGGACCUCCUGGAGUGGUCGAGAGACACAUACAGUCCGGAUGAACACUACUGGGUCACGCUCAACCAAGUUCGAGAGGCACCAGGCAGCAAUGUUGGUGGUGGCUGGGAAGGAGACAUCCGAGCUAUCAAGUGGGAGGAUCACGAGGGAAAGAGCCACACUGGCUGCAAAGGCCGUUACGUACGACAAAUCUGCAUCUAUGGCAUAAAGGACCUGCCGUGGCUCAUCGAGAAGAACAGCAUGUUUGCCAACAAGUUUGAGAACAACUUCUUGCCCGAGACGCUGGACUGCCUGGAGCAGUGGCACAGGAACAAAAUGCUCAGCAACGCCACCGUUCCCAUAGAGUCGUCAUGGCUGCUGGCCACACGAAGCGUCGAGGGCAGUGGCAACCGUAACAAGUGCGCCGCUGCAUAAAAUCACAGCUGGUAAUGCUGUCCCAGAUCAUUCAUUCAGGAGGUAAUAAAAAUAGGAAAAUCAA